Molecule: messenger RNA, 498 nt
Organism: Capronia epimyces CBS 606.96
Lineage: Eukaryota; Fungi; Ascomycota; Eurotiomycetes; Chaetothyriales; Herpotrichiellaceae
Exons: 1
Coding region: 1-498 (165 amino acids)
Source: RefSeq, a predicted model, not a curated record
AUGGCUUUCAGCUGCCUCUGCUUCGCAAGACCGAAAGAGCCGGUGGAUCGUACCUCUCAGGCCCCCAGGAAUCACAAGCGGGAAGAGUGCGAGUCUGAAACCUCUGGUGCGCAGCGCAAUACCAAGGAGAUGGCGCGAGCGGAGAGCGAAAAGGCUACUAGUAGUUGGGAGCAAGCACAGAAGUACAAGACCGACAAGAAAUCGCGGAAGGCGGAAGAGAAGCGCACUCUCAACUAUUACAGCGGAGGUUUGGCACGAGGCUUUGAUCCAAAUGCUGGCAUGGUUCGAUCUGGCCGGGACUGUCCUAGUGUUGCUAUUGGAACACGCAUGUCAGUCAACAACGUUGAAAGCGCGCCUGAUUCGACAGAUCAGAGACCGGUUCGAGGCCAGACUUGGGGGGUUCAGUUCGGAAACCCGAGCAACCACGUUAGACUUGGACAUGAGGAUAGCCAGGGCACCAGCAGCAAGCACAGACAGAGCGAUGAUGUCGCAGGCUAA